CUUUUAAGAUCAUUUUGUACUUUUCUGUGGAUGCAGGGGGGCAAUAUUUCUUGAAGCUGUCAUGCCUGUUUUAUCUUAUGCCAGGCCUUCCUUACCCUGCUGUGUAUUUUUGCCUUAUCUCUCACUUCUUACAAAAGCCGUGUUUAAGAAAGAAGAAACCCAUAUCAGGAAACAUCUAAAGGUUGCUAAGCCCCAAUUCUUGAUUUAUGAUACCUAUUAUGCUGUGCUAACAAGCAUAAAUUUAAUUAUACAUCUACAUUUAUUUAGCAGCCUUUCCCUUUUCAAUGAACUUGCGUAUUCUUUCGCAAAAGUUUGUAUUGUUCAUGUUUGAUCGCUGUGGGCAUUGCUCAGACCCUACUGAUUAUUUCUUACCCUGGUCAGGACGUCCUAGCCUCUGUUUUAUCAUGCUGCUCAGCAUCCUUCUUGUGAAAAACAACCUAUGCAGCCAUUGUAACCUACACAGCUGUUUUGUAAGAAAGUUAUAAGUUCAAUAAAGGCCUCUACCUUGGUAUUGGAGGUUUCUACUGCAAAAAUAUAAUCUAACUCUCACAGUGUAAGGGUCUCUUCCGUCCUCCAUUCUUCCCAAAAUACCUCCUAGUAACUUCCUGUGAUUAGUAGGGAAGUUAACUUCACUGAAUCCCAGUGUAAUGUUGCUAAUGUACGGUUUUCAGGUAUUGUCAAUAAGUGAAUUUAUUUGCAAGUUCUUAGACUUAUUAAAAAGAGAGAUUUACAUUGAUUAUGUAGAGAAGUCAUAGGUUCAUAGGAUGGCUUGGGUUGGAAUGGGCCUCCAAGGUCAUCCAGUUCCAAUGCUGCUGCUGUGGGCAGGGUUGCCAGCCACUAAAUCAGGAACUGGAUCCAUUCACCCAGGGCUCCAUCCAGCCUGGCAGUGGCUCAGGAGCGACAGAGGACCAUCGUGAAUCAUUGCUCCUCGCCAUGCACCUUCAAAAGUAGCGACGUCAGCCUGUCAGUAGCUUUGUCUGGCACUGCUGGAGUUUGGCUGGACCAUGGAGCCCUCCUCGCUUACAGACACAAGUUCAUCUGUGCCACAGGAAAAAUUCCAUGUCCUGGUGGGUGUGACUGGGAGUGUGGCUGCCCUGAAACUGCCUCUCCUCAUCUCUGGCUUGCUGGAAAUCCCUGGGCUCGAAGUGAAGGUGGUGACUACUGAGAGAGCAAAGCAUUUCUACAACCCCCAGGAAAUUCCCGUCACCCUCUACAGCGAUGAAGAUGAAUGGCAGCUGUGGAAGGGCCGCUCCGACCCAGUCCUGCACAUCGAGCUCCGGCGCUGGGCUGACCUCAUGCUGGUGGCCCCUCUUGAUGCAAACACACUGGCAAAGCUGGCAAACGGUAUCUGUGACAACUUGCUGACUUGUGUCAUCCGUGCUUGGGACCUGCACAAACCCCUGCUCUUCUGCCCGGCUAUGAACACGGCCAUGUGGGAACAUCCCAUCACGGCUCAGCAGGUGGAGCAGCUGAAAGGCUUUGGCUACACAGAGAUCCCCUGUGUGGUGAAGAAACUAGUGUGUGGAGAUGAAGGAUGCAUCAAAUGCAGCUCCUCUCAGAACAGGAGGCAAGAGCCACCCACAUCUGCCUGCAUCUUGUCUGUGGGGUGCUUCAAACCUCUUGGGAUUUAUAGACCUGAAAAAGCACACAGUCUUCUCCAAGAAUUACUCCCAAGAAUCAAGCUGGUGCAAAUCCAGAGCAGCUUUCUCUCUAAUGUGGGCCUAACUGUAGAGUCAUUGGAAUGGUCGUGGAGCCAUGGCAGAAGUGUGGACCAUAGUGGCGAGCGUGAGAAGGAUCCUUGAAGAACGGGGCUUGCCAACACAGAGCUGAUGGCUUGCCAUGAGAAUUGCCUUCCUGAUGAUUCAAAGAUAAAACCAACAGGAAACCGAGUCGAGAUGGCGUGUGUCCCUACAGCGUGCUCCUCAACCGAAGGAGUGAAACGGUUGUGUUCCAGCUGGUACCAAACUGAAAUGUGGUACAGCACUGCAGACUUCUAGAAACCAAAGCCAAGACCUCGUUUCUUUAUUGUGGGAAAACUGUGGUAUCUCGCAGAGAUGGAGUAACGUUCCUCCAGGCCAAGCAGCCCCGUUUGUUUCACGUGUGAUCCUUUCUGAGGAGGCUGCAGAAGGAAUUGCCCUUGUGUCUCAGGCCCAGCACUGCCCCGAGCUGGAGUGCUGUGCUUGCUGUCCUGGCAAUGGGAACGUGGGUGUGAGGACAUCCUCGCUCUCCAGUGUGGUCCCCAGCUGUGCUGCCUUCUCCUUUCCAGCAGGAGUCACUGUCCAAAAAGUGUUCUCCCUCCGAGAGCUUAAUAAAAAGAGAGCUGUUAAUUCUGCCCCUGAGGAAUUGCCUCUUGGGGGUGUUUGUGCCUGACAUCAUUGCUGAAUCGUCGUGCUUGUGUGCUGUUUUUUAUCAGAGGUGGAGAAAACUGACUGAGAGAAGCUAUCUAAUCCUCAAAUUAUCCUUUGUCCCUUUGUGUCUGUUGACUGGAUCUGUAAGUAGAUAUCAGCUGUGAAGCAAAAUGUCACCUGCCCGUCGGGGUGCUCUAGUCAGGAAGCAGACAGACUGGCUCUGGUGCAAAGCGUGGUGGGUGUUUUCCAAGGAGUAGAGUCAAACUUUGCCUAUGACAGUGCUUUCCAGCUUGAAAAUUAACCAUCUGGCCUGAAGAAAUUGGGAAAUCCUUGUGACCCCAUGGACCAGAGUAGCCAGGGCUCCCCCCAGUCUGGCCUUCCCUUGGAAAUGUGAGCCUGCCCCUGGGGAGAAGGAGACCAAGCUGGGGCUGCUGAAUGGAUCGCUGCAGCAGAGCACUGCUGACCCAGUAUUUAUUUUUAACUAAAUCCAGCCAAAUUUAAGGCCUACGGUACAGAACACGCAUCCUGCCUAUGAGGACAACCUUCAGGCUGCUGCGUGCAAGGAAAGAGGUUAUCAGGGUAUGUUUGCUUUCCUUAUCUAUUCCACACAAAUAAAAACCUCUGAAACUUUCCCAUUUUGGCUCUUCCAGUGAUGGAGAGCUGGGGGUUCUGAGCUUCUAGGAGUUCAGGCAGAACGAGCCUCGUGCGAGCAGAGCUGCUGGCUGACAGGAGCCAUGGUGGGACCGUGGUUAUCAGCUUUGUGUUUAAACCUCCCUGUGGCUGUGCCAGUUUGCACCAGUCACGGCUUUGUGGCAGUUUGCUCGUGUUCUUAGGAUGGCGAAAGCUCUCCACCCAGGGCGGGAUUUUACUUUAAGCUUCUUGAAGGCAGCGCAAGAGAUGCCUGUUGAUUUCCUUGAGUUUUGUAACAAGUGUUUCUCCUCAUUACAAAGAAGCACAUGGUGUAGUUGCAACUGGACCUCGUGGGCUCUGCCGUGCUAUCUCCUGUAGUUCGGGUUGUUUAUCCUCCCUCCUCCCCUGUGGUUUGGCAACGCAACAAACCCCGCAGUGUUCCUCAUACCGAAUCAAAACACCGCGUCCUUGGUGGGAGCGCUGAGCUGCUAGGGAUCUGUCCCAUUGCCCCGAGUUGCUCCAGGCACGUUGGCAGGUAUCACCCGCUUCUCCCGGUGCUGGUGGCUGUGUAAAGCAUAUGCUGCAGAGCACGAGCUGUGAUAAUUAAUCAGAAAUGGGAUAACGUGCCCUUUUCAGAUGCGGAGUUCGUGCUGGAUCGCCUGAUAGCACAGAUAAGAGGUUGCCAUUGGGGCUUGUUGGGAGGCUAAUUUAAGGCUUGGAAAGAAUUUGGAGAUCCUUGAAUACGGAGGGUUGGUCCUUUGUCCUGCAAAUGCAUGGAGCCUCAGUGGCAAGAUAUCUCAGCAGAGCCUGGGGGUAUGACGGGAAGGCUUGGAAGCUGCCUGCCAAAUAAAUGCGCAACACAAAGUCA
Numida meleagris (helmeted guineafowl) is the source of this 3846-nucleotide messenger RNA. It is a transcript of the gene PPCDC, whose product is annotated as phosphopantothenoylcysteine decarboxylase. The record is from RefSeq and is a predicted model, not a curated record. Bases 1005 to 1802 code for a protein of 265 amino acids. NCBI's taxonomy places the organism in Eukaryota, Metazoa, Chordata, Aves, Galliformes, Numididae. The transcript has 8 exons. Gene Ontology annotation, biological process: coenzyme A biosynthetic process. Gene Ontology annotation, cellular component: phosphopantothenoylcysteine decarboxylase complex. Gene Ontology annotation, molecular function: FMN binding; phosphopantothenoylcysteine decarboxylase activity.